CUCGAGUAAAGUCGAGACCUGUCAGCAGUUCUGUCUUGGUGAUCGAUCGAACUGAGCGACAACGCCCGACACAACAAAUCUGCGAGUGCUGGUGCCGAGCUUGAGCUUUCCGCUGCUCGCUGGAUUAACUUGCAUCCCCGCAGUGGGUGCAACCGGGGAGGCUACUGGAAACUCGGAUCACAGCUGAGGCGGGAGCCGGUCGCCAGUUGUGAUCCGGGCGUUGCUCUUCCCCAAGACACUGCCUUCUUACAUCCAUUUAUAGCACCCCUAGUUGCAAGGGGGACAAUUCCCGUCUUUUUCUCGCUCGACACAGCCCGACGCCUCAACGUGUGUGGCGACGUGAACAGACGUGAGCAGUCACAAGCAGCGCCUCUCCUUUUCUAUCACACGCCCCCAACAUCCAGGACCGAAAUCAAUUUGAUCAUUUGACACACGACCAACAUUCCCUUUCCUUUCUCUCCCUCCCAUCUUUUGUUCUGGUCGAUGAGAACAUUCCUCCCACUCAUGUUCGCGCCCUCGGCGUUGGGCGCGACCGCCGCCGCCACUGCCGGAUCGAUUUCGCAGGUUGGAGACACGCUCAUUAGUGCUAUGAUGAUGUUCGUGGGCAACGAAGACAAACUGUAUAUUCUAGACAAGGCAGAGGGGAAUGCAGCCCAAGCCGCAGGCCAUCCUGCGUGGGGAUCCGUAAUGGACCUGCACACCUUCCAAACUACCACCAUGCCCGUCAUGACCAACACCUUCUGUAGUUCUGGGGCUCAUCUACCCAAUGGCUCGUACGCGACGUUUGGUGGCAACUCUGCAGUCGGACCUGGAGCUUCUGCCGGGUCGCAGAACGGCCAAUGGGACGCGACUUACAACGAUUUCGAUGGGACCAAGUCCAUUCGAGUGCUUGACCCCUGCACCGCAGCUGACAGCAUGACGGACACCAAAUGCCAAUGGUUUGAUGACCCCGCUCUGUUAAGCAUGCAGGCCCAGCGAUGGUACAGUGCUGCGGAAGCCCUUGCCAAUGGGACUGUAGCGAUCGUCGGAGGCUUUUCUGGAGGAGGCUAUGUGUGCCGCAACUACCCGAACACCGACCCCACAGCUGGCUGUACUCUCUCUUACGAGUUCUUCCCCUCCAACGGGCGACCACCCACAGAUCUCCCGUUCUUGCACAAAACCAGUGGUCUGAACGCCUAUCCCCACACUUUUUUGAUGAAGUCGGGACUCAUGUUCAUGCAAGCCAACCUGUCGACGAUGCUCUGGGACUACAACGCAAAUACGGAAACUGAUCUGCCCGAUAUGCCAAACAAUGUCGUUCGCGUCUACCCUGCGAGCGGGGCAACGGCCAUGCUUCCGAUGACUCCAGCGAACAACUACCAACAGACGAUCAUCUUCUGCGGUGGGCAGGGCUCCAUGUCGGAUCAGCAGUGGGGAAACUUCGCUUUCCCUUUUGCCAAUCCUUGGGAUAUCCCUGCGUCGGCCGAUUGCCAGCGCAUCACCCCGGAACCUGCUGAUGGAUCUGCACCCGUCUACACGCAGGACGACGACAUGCUGGAGACCCGGACCAUGGGGCAAUUCAUCAUCCUUCCCAACGGCAAGCUCCUGGUUGUCAACGGUGGUCUGAAUGGCACUGCUGGAUACGGCGUGAACACGUCACUUACGCCUACUGAUCAGAUGCCGUUUGCAGAGAGUUUCGCGAGCGGACCCGUAGGAACGCCAGCGCUGUAUGAUCCGACGGCGCCUGCAGGGAAGCGAUGGUCGCGCAGCAACUAUCAGACUUCGAACGUGGCCCGACUGUACCACUCGUCUGCUCUCUUGCUUCCUGACGCGUCCGUUCUCAUCGCUGGCUCGAACCCGAAUCUGGAUGUGAACCUCACUGCGCCGUUCCCCACAACCUAUAUCGCCGAGAGGUUCUAUCCGGAUUACUUCUCUGCCAGCAUCCGGCCGUCUCCUUCCGGUGUCCCCAAGACGCUCAGCUACGGCGGAGCCUCAUUCGAUGUGACGAUCCCUGCCAGCUCAUAUUCCGGAGCUUCGAAUGCCGCGGCUGCCAGCGCCUAUGUUUCGGUUGUCCGCCCAGGUUGGACAACGCACGGAAUGAACAUGGGGCAACGUUACCUGCAGCUGAAUAACACGUACACUGUCCAGUCUGAUGGAACGAUCGUGUUGCAUGUGAGCCAGAUGCCACCGUUCCCUACGAUUUUCCAGCCUGGUCCUGCGUUCGCCUAUGUCUUGGUCAAUGGCGUUCCCAGCAACGGCACCUACGUCAUCGUUGGGUCCGGAAACAUCGAAACCCAACCUGUUGCCGCCGUUGCCGCACUGCCCGCUAGCGUCCUCUCUUCGGCUGCUUCCGGCAGCGCCAGCAGCAGCAACACCGGCACCGGCAGCGGAAGCAGCAACGCGAACAGUACCGCGAAUCCCAGCGACAAGUCGUUCGUCUCGCAGCACAUUGGCAUGAUCGCCGGUAUCGCUGGGGGUGUGGUUGGCGUCGCUUUGUUCAUUCUGCUUGUCUCGCUUUGUCUGCGCCGUCGUCGCCAGAGCCGUAUCAGGGCAUCGAUUGCGGCAUCGAAGGCAGCGCAGGCGGGUCUUGCAGGCGACAGGAUGUCCUCGAACGGACCUUAUGCCGCGGGCCAGCGGGUCUCGACGACGGAAUCGCAGCAGUUCCUGACGGAUCACCGUUCGGAGCAUUCCUGGAGUCAAAACCCGAGCCAGAGCCAGGUUUGGAACCAGAGCAAUGCGAACUUCCCUGCCUACCGGGAUGACGCCGACAUGGAACCCGUGUCUGCGCAUCCGCCGACACAUUACUACAGCCAGAGCAACCAGAGCGACCAGAGCUUUGGUCAGCACCCGGGCUAUGGACAGCAGCCGCCCUACCGGCCACAGCCACCGUACUAGUCGUUCACCCCACUCUCGCUUUCUCUACCCCUCGUUUACUCGGACAAUGAUGUAAUCUUAUUUAGCUAGAUACCAGAAUACAUGCAUAAUCAGGUGCACGACCUCCCUUGUCUAGCCCCAACCAUCCCACCGUCCGAACCGCCGGUACUCUUCCAGCACGCAUUUCCUGCUCUGCUUCUCGCCUUCCUUCUCCUUGCGGGGCGGGCUGUUCCGUGCUUGGGACACAGCCUUGGGCAGCGACAGCCGGUACCACCCGCCCGCGUAUGUCAGCGCCACCAGCUGGUGUUCGACAGCCCCGUCAUCUGGUGUCCUGGGCUGCUCGAUCCAUCCCACGACACAUCGUUCCUCGUCCACCUCUGCCACCGGCGUUCUUAUUGACGUCUGGGACAGCGAGAUAUGUGAGGACUGCACGGGUAUGCUGUAUUGCGCAUAGGACCAUUCGGACUCAAAGUAUUUGGGGAGCGGGAUAAAUGGCUUCAGUGGCGAAAGUGUCGACUGGCGGUUGCUUUGGGUAUCUCACAUCAACACAUCGGCGCACGGAUAGAUGAGCCAGAAACUCACGCGGCACCCGAGACGACGAGAUUAAACACAUGCACGGUGCCCUUGUCGCUCCAAACGCACAGCUCGCGCUCGUCCGGCCGAAAGGCGACACCGAAGAUGUCUGCUUUAUCGGCCCCGCGCCGGAACUCGCGCACAGGCUUGCCCGUGACUGCAUCCCACACCCGGACGAGCGUGCCCCGCGAUGAGGUCGUUGCGAGCAGGCGGCCGGACGGAGGGACAGAUAGCGUUGUCAGCGCGGACUCGUGUGCCGCGAUGAUGGAGAUCGGGUGUUUGCUCGGCGGCGGCGGCGGUUUCCGCGGGGGUGCUGAUGAGGGGGGUCCCAGAGGCGUGGGGGCUAUGCAGGGUGGAAGGUGUAUCAGCUGCACAUGCCCCAGCUUACGUCCCGGGAUCGCAAGCAGCGUGGCGUAAGUGCCGGAAGCGAGCGCGAGCAGACCU
Mycena citricolor is the source of this 3870-nucleotide messenger RNA. The record is from the annotation of a GenBank genome assembly. Lineage: Eukaryota; Fungi; Basidiomycota; Agaricomycetes; Agaricales; Mycenaceae.